This is a messenger RNA of Selaginella moellendorffii, 2481 nucleotides long. Its product is annotated as pentatricopeptide repeat-containing protein At2g33680-like. The transcript has a single exon. Bases 1 to 2481 code for a protein of 826 amino acids. NCBI's taxonomy places the organism in Eukaryota, Viridiplantae, Streptophyta, Lycopodiopsida, Selaginellales, Selaginellaceae. The record is from RefSeq and is a predicted model, not a curated record. Gene Ontology annotation, biological process: RNA modification. Gene Ontology annotation, molecular function: RNA binding; protein binding.
AUGAAAAUCCAUGCCAAGGGGAAAUGCUCGGGAUCGUCGGGCAGCGGCGCCUCGAAAUCCAUCAAGAUCUACGAGAAUCUCCGCCGGGAUGGCCUCCAGCCAAGCAUUUCCAUCGUUCUUGCGGCUCUCAAGGUAUGCAUCGGCGCGAAAUAUCUCGCGACAGGGGCAAGAAUCCACAGCGAUCUGGCCGACCGCUGGAGCAGCAGCAUCUACGUCGCCAACAAUCUCAUCUCCAUGUACGCUCGAUGCGGCAGCAUGGCCGACGCGCGCCUCGUCUUCCAAUCAAUGCAGCAGCGAGCUCUGGUCGAUCUGGUCUCGUGGAAUGCCAUGAUCCAGGGCUACUCCGAGAAUGGGGACUUUGAAUCGGCCUUGCGGUGGUUUCUCAGGAUGAAAGACGAGGGAUUCCAGCCCGAUGGUCGAUCUUUCGUCGCUGCCCUCAAGGCCUGUGCUUCGAUCGAGAAGGAAAAAAGAAUCAAAAGGAAAGAAGAUCGAACAAGAACUCUCUUGGAGAAAGUCCGGGAGAUUCACAGGGACGUUUCUUCUUCUUCCAGGGAUACUUUCGUCGCAAACACACUGAUAGAGGCUUAUGGAAGCUGUGGAAGCUUGGAGGAGGCAGUGGUGGUUUUCGAGAGCAUGGAAGAAGUGGACUUGGUUUCGUGGACUUCGAUCAUUGUCCAGUGCGUGGAGAAUGGUAAAUCCGGGAGAGGACUCGAGUUCUUCGACCGGAUGGUGAAGAGUGGAUUCGUUCCAGAUGGUCGGACCUUGGUCGCCGUUCUCAAAGCUUGCGAAGGUGUUUUAGAGGAAGAGCGAGGAGAUGGAAAGCUGUCAUCCGGCUGCUUGGGAAGAAUCAGAGAAAUUCACUCUCGAGCAUCUUUGACAUCCUCGGAGCUGGAUCUAUUCGUGGCGAACACACUCGUUGGAGCUUAUGCCAGAGCUGGAAGCUUGGAUGACGCUCGUGAAGUUUUUGACAAGAUUAUUCAGCGAGACCCAGUCUCGUGGACUAAAAUGCUCCUGGGAUACGUCGACGCUGGCGAGCCUGAGCUCGCGCUAGAAUUAUACUCACGCAUGAGAAGCGAAGGAUCUACUUUACCGAGCGAAGUGACUGUCGUGGCUGCGCUCAAGGCGUGCUCGAGCUUGGCUCACGACGAGCAAGCGACGAUAGUCGAUGGAAAACUUGUGAAGAUCAAGUCUUUGGAGAAAGGGAUGGCUGUUCAUGCAGAUCAAGGUGGUUUUCUCGGACGGGACACUGUGAUGGCGAACAGCUUGGUGGACUUUUACUCCAGAUGCAAGGAGGUGGAGCUUGCUCGUCGGGUCUUUGAUGGGAUCCAGCACCGGACUACUGUGUCCUGGAACUCCAUGAUGAUGGGAUGCGUCGAGAAUGACGAGCCAGAGGUGGCUCUGGAGCUCUAUGCUUCCAUGCAUAACGAAGAAGAAGGACGACCAAACAAAGUUAGUGUGCUCGCGGCACUCAAGGCGUGUGGGAACUUAGCUGCUCGAGAACAGGAUCAAGAACACAGGAAAAAACACCUAGAGAAAGUCGCAGCGAUUCACUCACAAGCUCUAAGAUCCGAGAUCGAGAUCGACACUCACCUGGGAAGCAGCUUGGUGGAUGCCUAUGCGAGGUGUGGAAGCCUGAUCGAUGCUCGCUCCGUUUUCCAGCAGAUGAAAACUCACGACACCAUCGCGUGGAACUCUCUCAUCCUUGCUUACGUCGAUUCCGGCGACGCCGAGCUUGGGCUAAAGUCAUAUCUGGAGAUGAAGAAGCAAAGCUGCUGCUCGCCAGAUCGAGUAACGUAUCUCGCGGCUCUCAAAGCUUGCGGAAACUUAGCAGCGCUGGAAACCGGGAGGAUGAUCCACAAAGAACUCCACGCCGAGAAGCUGGACUGCGAGACGAAGGUGGUGAACGCGCUGGUGGACUUCUACGGCAAGUGUGGGAGUUUAGUCGAGGCCCAGCAGGUUUUCGACGAGUUUCCAGCGGGAUCCAGGAACUUGGUAACUUGGAACUCGCUGAUGGCGGCUUAUGGCAACGCUGGAGAGGUGUGGAGGGUUCUCAAGCUCCUGGAGACGAUGAUCCAGCACAGGGAAGAGCCCGACUCGGUAACUUUUAUGGUGGUUCUCAGCGCUUGCAACCAUGCGGGACUGGUGGAGCAAGGCCAGAACCUCUUCGAGGCUAUGAGCUCCGAGUUUGGGAUCUGGCCUUCGAUCGAGCACUGCUGCUGCGUGGUCGAUCUCCUCUGUCGAGCCAACAGGAUCGAAGAGGCAGUGAUGCUGGUGACGGAGAGAAGCUCGAGUUUUUGCUCGCCGUCGUCGGCCAAGCUCUGGAUGGCGAUCCUCUGCGCUUGCUACAAGGCGAGCAGCAAUGUGGAAUUUGCGAGGAUUGCUUUCAAGGCUGUAGUGGAACUGGAUGAGAAAGUGGCGGGGGCUUAUGUUCUCAUGGCAAGCAUGGAAGAAAUGGAAGAACUCAAAACUUCCCGCCUGUGA